CGCGGAAGUAAACAUAUGUAAACACGUUUAUGAAAUGUUUACGAUCAUCUGACCAUGUAUUAAAUAAUAUAUGGUUGUCAUUCCUAAAGGCAGCAGCCCGCGGUUGAAUGACUGUGAUUGGGGCAGAGGGAAAGCGGUUAUGCUGUAAAUGUUAUUGAUUAUUGAUUGGUUAUUGAUUGAUUGAGUUCAGGAUGGCUGCGGGUUUCGCUCCUCCGAAGCUCAGAGACUUUAUUCUGACUGAGAAACUGGGAAGCGGCACGUAUGCGACCGUUUAUAAAGCUUUCAGAAAGACGGACAGCAGGGACAGGGAGGCGGUGGCUGUGAAGGUGGUCAGUAAGAAAAGUCUGAAUAAAAGCUCAAUGGAGAACCUGCUGACAGAGAUUGAGAUCCUCAAAACAGUCCGGCAUCCUCACAUAGUGCAGCUCAAAGACUUCCAGUGGGACAGCGAGAACAUAUAUCUGAUUCUGGAGUGGUGUUCAGGAGGAGAUUUGUCCCGAUUUAUCCGCAGUCGCCGGAUUCUUCCGGAGAGAGUCGCCCGUCGCUGCCUACAGCAGAUCGCAUGUGCUCUUCAGUUUCUCCAUGAGAAGAACAUCUCUCAUCUGGACCUCAAACCACAGAACAUUCUGCUGAGUGGAAACGUGCUGAAGCUCGCAGAUUUUGGUUUUGCGCAGUACAUGAGCCCAUGGGACGAGCAGCAGGCUCUGAGAGGCUCUCCGCUCUACAUGGCUCCUGAGAUGGUGUGCAGACGGCAUUAUGACGCUCGAGUGGAUCUGUGGUCCGUCGGGGUCAUCUUAUAUGAAGCAUUAUUUGGACGAGCCCCCUUCGCCUCUCGCUCAUUCGCUGAACUAGAAGAGAAGAUCCGCAGUGAGAAACCCAUCGAGCUGCCGCCCGGAGCGCGAGUUUCUCGUGACUGUCGAGAUCUGCUGCUGCGGCUGCUAGAGCGAGACCCAGAGAGCCGCAUCACGUUUGACGAGUUCUUCCUGCAUCCCUUCGUGGAUCUGGAGCACAUGCCCAGCGCCGAGAGCCUCGGGAAGGCCAAAGCGCUGGUGUUGCAGGCGGUGCAGAAGGACCAGGAUGGAGAGCGAUCGGCUGCGUUAUCUCUCUACUGUAGUGCACUCGAACACUUCGUUCCUGCCAUUCACUAUGAGACAGACAGACAGAGGAAGGAAGCGCUGAGACAGAAGGUGAAUCAGUAUGUUUCUCGUGCCGAGGAGCUCAAAGCGCUGGUCAGAUCGGACAACAAAAUCAGUUUUGAGGAGGCAAAAUCAACCAGGAACAUAUUGAUAGAAAUGUCCAGAGAUCAGCCGCGUUUGCUGGCGGCCCUGGAAGUGGCGUCCACUGCUGUUGGCCGGGAGGAGAGCGGCGCCGAGGACUACGACACGCUUGAUCUAUACCAGCAGAGUCUGGGCGAGCUGCUGCUGGCAUUGGCGGAACUAUCCAGCGACUAUCCAAAACACCAUAGUAACAACCCAGAACACCCUAGCAACCACUUAUUGACCAAUCACAACGCUCUGUUUCAUCAGUUGAGUUAUGAGUGGAAUAAAGGGAAUAUGUCAGUUGAUUUAUGCACUGAUUUUCUCUUGCAGAUUAAAAGUCUGAUGAGUCGAGCUGAAUACCUCAAAGAGCUGAUCAAGAUGCGGGAAACUCAGACGGACGAAUCGCUGAAGAAGGACGCCGCUGCUGAAUCUGUGAGAUCCUCCUGUUGUUUACAGUGAGCUGCGGGUUCUCGCCAUGGCAACGGAUGCCGCGUGUCACAUGACCGGAGGAUUCACAGCAUCUGAUUGGCUCCUGGCUGACGGUCAAAGCGCAGUCACUUCUGGACUGUGUUCAUCUGGACGAGAUCUGAAAUCUCUGUGCUGAGAAACAGACCUUCACACCUGAAGGAAAAGAGUCCUGAGUGUAAAAUCAUUGCUCUGGAUUUAAACGCACUCUGCUUUCUCUCUCUCUCUCUCACACACACACACACACACACACACACUCUCUCUCACACACACAC
Molecule: messenger RNA, 1996 nt
Organism: Sinocyclocheilus grahami
Lineage: Eukaryota; Metazoa; Chordata; Actinopteri; Cypriniformes; Cyprinidae
Gene: ulk3
Product: unc-51 like kinase 3
Exons: 16
Coding region: 192-1715 (507 amino acids)
Biological process (GO): reticulophagy; response to starvation; piecemeal microautophagy of the nucleus
Cellular component (GO): phagophore assembly site; autophagosome; cytosol
Molecular function (GO): protein serine/threonine kinase activity; ATP binding
Source: RefSeq, a predicted model, not a curated record